AUCAGUUUUAUAGUGAAUCUAGGGAUUCUAACCGUUACUGUAAACAUUAAAGCGAGUGCCGGAUAAACGUGUUUUUGAUCGGCAUUCAAAAAUAUAAAAAAAUCUAAAACAAUACUGAUUGUCAUUUUAAUUAAUAUGGAUAAUAAUCUUCCAGAUUUAAAAGUAAAUGAAACUGCCAAAGAAGGCAUAUCUGAUUUAGACAAAUUAACACAAUCAUAUUUAUUGUUAAAAAAAAGAAUAUCUGGAACUCAUGAAUUAAUUAAAAGAUAUAAUGAUAAGUUAAAAGAAUGUGAUAGAUUAAAGCAAGAGGUAGAUACAUUAAAUAAACAAACAAAAGAAGUGACAUGUAAUUAUAAUUCUAGUUUAGCAAAAAUUAUUAAAUUAGAACUUCAAAAUACAGAGUAUAAGAAAAACAUUGAAACUUUAAGUACACAAGUAAAUGAUCAUAAUAUAAAAACAUCAGCUGAUCAACAAUAUAUACAACAAUUAAUCUGUAAAAUAAAAGAUAUAGAAGAAAAUCAGAAUGACAAAAUAAUGCAAUAUGACUUAGAAAAAUCUUCACUUCAAGUAAGAAUCAAAGAAUUGGAACAGGAAUUAAAAACUGUUAAAAAAUCAUACGAUAUGAAAAUGAAGAAAAUAGAAAAGAAAUUAUCUACAGAAUGUGAAAAUAAAACAAAAUUAAAAGAUAUUGGAAUCAAUACAACAUUGACUAAAGAUACAAUAAUACAAAAACCAGAAGUCACUGAAAAAUCUGUAUUAACCGAUGAAUUUUAUAAUGUCAAAAGUGAUUUAUAUCCUGUAUUUUGUAGCAAUUGCGAAAUUCUAUUAGAACCGCCUCCCCUUGAGAAAAUAUGUAAAAUUAUGAGUAAUUCAUGCCCAAAAUUGAUUGAAAAAAUCUCAUCUCCACCAAAAAGAUCUAUAUCUCCUAUAGAAAUAGAUAUAAAUAAUGAACAAUGUAAAACAGAAAAUUUACCAAUAUUGUCAGAUACUUCUUCUUCACAUUCACAAAAUCAGAAUAGUCAUAUAAAUUUUAAUUCUACAAAUCUAUUACCUCCUCAUGCAGUUUCAUUAAAUCACACAGAUUAUUGUAAUACUUUUUCUCCGACAUCGAAUUUAAUGAAUCAAAGUACUCGUUAUAUUGAAUCGAAAUCAAUUAAUUCUUUAUCAUUAACAAAUUCAAAUACAACUAAUAAUAAUACUCCUUGUGCAAAUAUUAUGACAACAGAAUCUUCUUUGGCGAUUAUUUCCUCAUUACAAAAAAGGAUUGAUACAUUAGAAAAGAAAGUAAAAAGAAAAUUGAAUAAAAAAAAAUCUGAUCAGAGUAAUAAUUGUUGCCAUAACCAUUAUCCAAAUACUUUGUCCAUGUAUGAUAUAAAUAAUUCCAUGCAAUUUAAUUUCAUUGAAUUAUGGAAGAAAAUGAUUGAAUUUUCUGAAAAGAAAAGAAAAAACAUUGAUAUGCACAAGACAUUGAAAAAAUAUAAAUUAUCUCAAUUAAAACGUAAAAGAUUGCAAAGUACAUCUACCAAUUCUUGGAAAGUUGAAUCAAUUGGAAAAAAAAUUGAACAAAGUCCCGUUCGGAAAAAAUCUAAAAAAUGUAAAUAUCGAUAUUCUUCACUUUUUAAUAAAUCGGACAACUCGUUAAAUAGAACUAAAGAUUCAGAAAAAUCAAAUAGCGAAUCUGAUGCAGACUUUGGUGAAUUUAACGAUUCUAUUAACAAUAAAACAAAUAUUAAUUCGGAAUGUGAAAGUAUAUCACAUAUAGAAAGUUCUAGUUCAUUAUCGAAUUCUAAUAAUACAGAUAUAAAUGAAGUUGAAAUAGAAACUGUACAAAAUACAGUUGAAUGUAGCAAAUCAGUAGGAGGUGAAACUGAUUCAGGAAUAUUAUCGGAUUCUAUUGAAUCUAGUAAAUUAAUACAACUUGAAGCGGAUACUGAAAUAUAUUCGGAAUUAAUAGAACAGAAAAAUCUGACAGAAAUGAAAUCUUCCAUAGAAAAUGCAUCAGAUUCUAUUAGAGAUAUUAAACUUACAAAUGAAUCUUCAAUAAAAACAGUAUCCCAUAUAGUAAAAUUUAUCGAACCAAUUGAAAAAACUAAUACUUUAGAUAUCUCGUCACAAUUCGAAGAAAAUACCCAAAAAAUUGAACAUACAAAUAUAUCAAAAACAUCGCAAUGUGAAGAAUUUGUGGCUCAAAUUGAAAUAAAUAAUUCUGAUACACAAUUAGCGAGGAAAAGAAAAAUAAAUAAUUUUCGUGAAAUAAAAAAAAUCAGUAAUCGUCAAAAAUUGUUGAAAAAAUUAAGAAAUUUAAAAAAGCGCAAUAAAGUCAUGAAUCCAUGUCAAUUGUUGACGUCAGAACAUCGAGAUUUGGAUAAUUAUGAAAAUUCUAAUAUAUCCCAAAAAAAAGAUUCUAAUAUCGAGAUAAUUAAAGAAGAUGAUUACAUACCUAAAAAGAAAUCUCGUAUUGCACACAUACCUAAAAUUGAACAUGAAAAACUAAAUGAUACUUUACAGUUUAAAAAACAAUUAAUAAAAGAUAAAACAAACAGUACUAAUUCAAACAAGGUAAAGGAAGAUAACAAUAAAUUACAGGAAAUUGAUAGUAAUAAGAUAGAACAAUCUCAAAUAAUAAUUUCAAGUAUACAUUCUAAAAAUACACAAAAUACAGAAGAUAAUUCUAUACUUGCUCCUACAAUAGUAAUUUCUGACAUUAAAAAUUCAUUAGAUAAUAUAGAUGAUAAGAAUUCAUUCAAAACAAAUAUGAAUAAUUGUGAUCAAUCUGAUAUUGUAUUCAAUAAUAUUGAUUAUAAUUUGAAAGAAACAAUUGAACCGAAUGAGAUAAAGACUGAAUCAAGUAAAUAUAAUGAACAUAAAUAUGAAAAUAAUUCUUUAAAUAUAAAAGAAAUCAACAAAAUGGAUAAUAUAAAUGAAAAAGAAUUAUUAAAUUCUAAUAAUAAGUCUUCCACUGAAAUUUUAGAAAUAAAUUAUGUAAAUGAAAAUUUAAAAACUAAAGAAAUAUCUAGUAAUGUCUUUGAAAAGGAAGAAGAUUUUAGUAUAGAACAUAAAGUGAAAAUACAUGGUCCACUUACACAUUUGAAAGAAUAUAUUGAUGAAAAUAAAUGUAAAAAUAAAAAGAGUAAAAAUGAUUAUAAAAAACUUGUACAUGUUUUUUUAAUAACAGAUAAAUUCGUGAGGAAACAGUUGCAAAGGCUUAUAGAUAGUGAUUGGCAUAAUUCCAUACAUUGGGACGUAAUUGAAAAAUUGAAAUCUACUUGUAGCGAUCGUAUUAUAGCAAAAGGAAUUAUAGAUUUCCUAAGUAUAGAACAAGAAUGUAAUAUAAGUUUAGAUAAAAAUCAUACACCACCUGCACCAUUAAUGACAAAAUCACAACAAAGGAUAUCAGCAUUAUUAGUUGAUUUAGAAAAGUCAAAAUGCAUGGCAUUUUCAUUCGUUCAGGCUGGAAUAGAGUAUAAACUUUUCAGACUUAAUCAAUCAAUAGAGAGAUAUGCUGUAGAAUCUCUCGCUAGAAUGUAUACAAUUUUAGCGCGAAUUAAAAAAGAUCGAGAAAAAAUAAGAAUAUUUUGUUGUGAUGCUUUAUAUUGUUUGGGACUUAAUGCGAUAAUUAUUUUAUACACGGUAUUUACUUGUUGGCCAGAAGUAUUUCGACAGAAUAAUGACAUAAAUACUGAAUUAUUACCAAAAUGUAUAGCACAUCUAAUCUUGAUACAACAAGGUAAAGAUUUUCCUAAACUCAAUGCCUUAAAAAACUUGGUAUCAGUAUUUUAUAAAUAUCAAAUGACGUUAUCUCAAGAUCUACUCAAAGAACUUCUAACGGCAUUUCAAAAAAAAUGUUAUGGUGAAAUAGAAACCGCAAUUAUACUCCUUGCAAAAAGAGAAGGAACUGCAUGGACGUACAAAUAUAUUAUCAAAGGUGCAUUGUUAUCAAUGAUAAUUAAUAAUAAAUUUCCUAGUGCGUAUCGAGCAUUUUGUUUACUAGGUAAUCUCAUGCGUGUAUUUCCAAUAGAAGAUAAAGAUAAUUCAGUUGGUGAAAUUGUAGAACAGUUGUGUGAUUUAAUUAAUUCUGGUGAAGGAUCGGAUGAACAAAAAGAAGGAGUUGUAUCGGCAUUAUUAAGCUUGGUGAGACAUAAAUUUGAAGAAGUGACGCAGAAUACGUUAAAAUGGAAUUCAUUUGCACCAUUGCAUGAUCGAACGAUAGAACAGAUCAAAGGAUUAUUUAAUAUGCGCGAUAUAGAUUUCUGGAAGUCUUAUUUAAAAAAAAACAAAUUAUUAGUGAAUUCUUAGAAAAUGAGAAAAAUUUAAAGCAUAAUUUUUUAAUGAAUAAUGGAAAUCGUGUGAUAUUCAUUGUAAGAUAGCUUUUAUUAAUUAAAAUUUUGUUUUUUUGUUAUUUUUCAAUAUGUUAAAAAUUUUCCUUUAAUAUUUAUAUUAUGUUAAUUUUGAAUAUCUUUGGAUUUUUGUUCGUUAAUCAAAACUUAAUAUUAAUCGUGGCAAUAAUCAUUAAUUUUCUCUUAUUUUUUUUCUAAUUUUUUUUUUUUUACAUUAAUUUAAAAAUAAUGCGAAAACAAUCUUUUUCUUGUUAUUUCUAUUUAUUUAAUUUAAAUUUUAUCGUAACAAAUUGACUCUAAUUUUAAUGCGUAGUUCCUUCUUUUUUAUUCUCUAAAGUGUACAGUAUACUAUAUGCGUAAUUUUUUUUAAAAUAUUAUUGUAUUAUGUAUGUAUAUAUCACAAACGUCAAAUAGAGGAGCAUUAGGCUCAAAUUAAUAACAUAAUUUUGAUAAACCAAAGAAGCAAUUUCAUACGCGAAAUAUGCAAGCUUCCGCAAUAUCACUUGUGAAACGUUUCAUUUAUAUUUAAGCUUCUGUGUAAAUGUUUUUAUUUUGACUUCUCAAAAAAAAAAAAAAAAAUUAGAAACAAAAAGAAAAGAUCGUUUUGUUAUAUCGUAAAAUAAAAGAUUGAUUUUCUAUG
Messenger RNA from Apis cerana (Asiatic honeybee), 4977 nucleotides. RefSeq names its product rootletin. NCBI's taxonomy places the organism in Eukaryota, Metazoa, Arthropoda, Insecta, Hymenoptera, Apidae. The record is from RefSeq and is a predicted model, not a curated record.